Molecule: messenger RNA, 370 nt
Organism: Staurois parvus
Lineage: Eukaryota; Metazoa; Chordata; Amphibia; Anura; Ranidae
Source: the annotation of a GenBank genome assembly
UCCAGGGAGACCGGAUAUAGUGAAUGCAGGGUCCGGGGAGACCAGAUAUAGUGAAUGCAGGGUCCAGGGAGACCAGAUAUAGUGAAUGCAGGGUCCGGGGAGACCAGAUAUAGUGAAUGCAGGGUCCGGGGAGACCGGAUAUAGUGAAUGCAGGGUCCGGGGAGACCGGAUAUAGUGAAUGCAGGGUCCGGGGAGACCGGAUAUAGUGAAUGCAGGGUCCGGGGAGAGCGGAUAUAGUGAAUGCAGGGUCCGGGGACACCGGAUAUAGUGAAUGCAGGGGUCCGGGGAGACCGGAUAUAGUGAAUGCAGGGUCCGGGGAGACCAGAUAUAGUGAAUGCAGGGUCCGGGGAGACCGGAUAUAGUGAAUGCA